AAUGUUCCUCUUGUCAUAGUGAGACUCACAAAUAUUGGGAAAUCCCUGUAUAGGCGACUAUAAGUGCCCUAUAAAUCAUGACUUGAGGUCAUCAACACUUUGAAAGACAUUCCCAACAGAGGCAUGAACAUCCUUAUUGGUGAGUCGUGAGGUCAUGCUUGUAAAACUCUUUGCUUCCUGUCUCCGCUGACCAUCUUCAGACACAGACCAGAUAGAGAAAGACAGAGAAGAGAAACAGCUGAAGUUUAAAGUGCUUGAUUUUAUCCAUAAAAAGCAAACAUCUGCGGCUGAUCUCACAGGAAUAGUUGUUGUCGCCAUUCCCUGCCUCAUGGCCAGCCUGGGCCGCAGCGCGCCACUGCCCACCGAGAGCGGCGCACUUGUUGCGGAUCCCGCCUUUCAGGAGGCGGUGGAGCGGAGCCGCAGCCUGACACAGAAGAUCCUGCUCGCCAUUCCCGACACGCACAGCGCCUGCAUCCACACAGAGACUCUACAGCUAAACUCCCCCGAUAAUGCAAAGCUGGAGAUAAUGGCGGCCAACAUCGGCAUCCCCGCUGCUCCUGUGCUCAGAGCCCUGUCUGAGAACUUCACUCUGAGAACCUGUCUGAGAAACAUGACUGAGGGUCUGCAGCUGCACCGGGCCUUACUGAGCGCCAUCUCCGAGCGGCUGCCAAACAAAAUGACCGAGCUCACAUCGGACAUCAAGGAUCUCUCCAUCCAGAUCAACAAGAUGCAGAAAAUGGUCUACAAAGAGGCCGCGGUGCAGCCCACGCCCACGCCGGCGCCACUACAGCUGCAGGGGGAGUACGAGGUUCAGGUGGCAGCUCACCUGAUCCUGGUGCAGCUGCAGUCGUUUGGACGGGACAUGGACCGCUGUCUGCGGACCCUGGACCGCAGCAAUGACGACGACACGGAGAGCUGACCAAGAAGCGUCCUCGCGUGACUGCUUUUGGCUUUCUUAUUUAUUUUUAUUUUUUUUUUUCCUCUGAAAAUUAACUUAUACUGCCGUUUUUUUGUUAUGGCAUUAAUUUAUUUUUUGCUAGAAAAUAUUUUAUAUUUUUUUAAGAUCUAUCUAUUUAAGUAUUUAUUUGUGUAUUUGGAUGCUGCAGUAAUUUAUGAAUGAACCCUUUUCUUAAGUUAAGUGAAUGUACUUUGUUUUCACAAUAUUCUUAAUUCUCAUGUACAAACUAUAUAUAUAUAUAUAUAUAUAUAU
Molecule: messenger RNA, 1210 nt
Organism: Solea solea (common sole)
Lineage: Eukaryota; Metazoa; Chordata; Actinopteri; Pleuronectiformes; Soleidae
Gene: csf3a
Product: colony stimulating factor 3 (granulocyte) a
Exons: 5
Coding region: 329-919 (196 amino acids)
Biological process (GO): macrophage differentiation; positive regulation of myeloid cell differentiation; neutrophil differentiation
Cellular component (GO): extracellular region
Molecular function (GO): cytokine activity
Source: RefSeq, a predicted model, not a curated record